UCUUUCUUCAUCCUUCCAGUCGUUAAAUUGUUUCUCUCAUUCAUUACUAUUAAUUAGACUUGCAUUAAAGUGAAAUGUAUACUAAUGCAUUAAAAGCUGGUUGCCGGACAGCAAUGCACGCUUGGAAAUUCAAAAACGAGUUGGGAAAAUUACGUAUAGAUUUGGCAAAAGCAAAUACCGAGUUCACUCAACAUUUAUUGAAAGCUGUCAGUUGCAAUAGUCCCGUUAACUUGACUCGAUUCAUCAAAAAAACACACCGCAUAAAAUUAAGUUUUGUACGACAACGAAUACCGGAGUCCCAGUCAAAAUCAAAGUUUUUGCAAGAGUUUUCGAUUGCAUUUCGUCCCCGUUUGCAUUCGGAUUACCAUUGUUAUCGCAAAUUAACUGCUAUUGAUAUUGCUCUAAUUGUGUCGAAACAGCCAGCCAGCCAGUUGCCUUGCUUUGUGUAUCCAAAAAUAAAUUGUGCUUCAUUAUUAUCAUUUGAAAGUUCUUUAUGUACAGAAAACUGUCAUUUGUGUGAACAUCUGGAUAGUGCAAUUUCAUCAAAGCAAUACGUGAAACAGCAAAAACAAUUCUAUCGCGAUUUUUCAAGUACAUCUUUGGGAGCACCACUUAAAUAUACGGAAGCUCCGCUUUUAGGUGACCUCUGCCAAAAGUACGGUUUUGUUAUUUCCCGCACUUCCGCCGACGUUGGUGUUAAUUACGUUCCAGGUCAUCGACUUGAAAUUCGCCGAAACAUGUCUACAUCGCCUCAAAAGGAAUUUAAGCGCCUUCCAACCGACGUGGUGCCAACGCACUAUGUUUUAGAGUUAAAGCCGAACUUAGAGGCUUUCACUUUCGAGGGCAAUACUAGCGUACACAUAAAGAUAUGUGAGGCGACUAAGAGUAUUACUCUGAAUGCUUUGGACAUCACAAUAAAUAAAAUUGAUUUGGAACUAAAUGGCGAGAUAUUACAACCAAGUAAUAUUACUUAUUCGACUGACAAUGAAACUGCCACAUUGAUUUUCGAUCAGGAGCUUCCGGCUUCAUCUUGCGGUGUGUUGAAAAUGUCGUUCGCUGGAGAACUCAACGAUAAGAUGAAAGGUUUCUAUCGAAGCAAGUAUUUUACGCCAGGUGGUGAAGAACGUUAUGCUGGGGUCACUCAAUUCGAAGCCACUGAUGCCAGACGUUGUUUCCCUUGUUGGGACGAACCAGCUAUUAAAGCCACUUUCGACAUAGCAUUAAUCGUGCCACAAGAUCGGGUGGCACUUUCCAAUAUGCCUGAGAUUCAAGAAGAAAAACUUGAAAAUAAUUUGCGUCGUAUACGUUUCGAUAGGACCCCAAUAAUGUCCACGUACUUGGUGGCUGUUGUUGUUGGUGAAUACGAUUAUGUCGAAGGUAAAUCCGAAGACGGUAUAAUAGUACGUGUGUUCACACCUAUCGGCAAGAAGGAGCAAGGCCUGUUUGCUCUUGAAGUGGCUACCAAAGUUCUGCCUUACUAUAAGAGUUAUUUCAACAUUGCAUAUCCUCUACCAAAAAUGGAUUUGAUUGCGAUAUCCGAUUUUUCGGCUGGUGCUAUGGAGAAUUGGGGUCUUGUGACAUAUCGUGAGACCUUUGUAUUGGUGGAUCCGAAAAAUACUUCUCUUAUGCGCAAGCAAUCCAUUGCCUUAACUGUGGGACACGAGAUAGCUCAUCAGUGGUUUGGCAAUUUGGUUACCAUGGAGUGGUGGACGCAUUUAUGGUUAAAUGAAGGCUAUGCUUCGUUUGUUGAAUUCCUAUGUGUCAAUCACUUGUUUCCUGAGUAUGAUAUUUGGACGCAAUUUGUUACAGACAUGUAUACGCGCGCAUUGGAAUUGGAUUCGUUGAAGAAUUCGCAUCCCAUUGAAGUGCCAGUGGGACAUCCAUGUGAGAUUGAUGAGAUCUUCGAUGAAAUUAGUUAUAACAAAGGCGCUUCUGUCAUUCGAAUGCUUCACGACUAUAUUGGUGAGGAGGAUUUCCGUAAGGGCAUGAACAUUUACCUGACUCGCCAUCAAUAUAAGAACACCUUUACUGAAGAUUUAUGGACCGCUUUGCAAGAGGCGAGUUCAAAACCUGUCGCUAAGGUCAUGUCCACUUGGAUUAAAUUGAAAGGUUUUCCAGUAGUAAGUGUGGAGUCUGUGCAACAAGGUGACAAUCAGAGGGUCCUAAAAUUGACUCAAAAUAAGUUCACUGCUGACGGUUCAGCACCGGAUGGUGAUUACACUUGGGUGAUCCCAGUAACAAUUUCAACAUCGCGUGAUCCGGAAAAGAUUGCGAAAACUUUCUUGUUGGACCAAAAGUCCAUGGAAGUUGUCUUGGACAAUGUGAGUGCAGAUGACUGGGUAAAAAUCAAUCCCGGCACAGUUGGUUUCUAUCGCACCAGAUACUCCAAAGAAAUGCUUGAGAAAUUAUUGCCCGCUGUGCGACAAAUGGAAUUGCCGCCACUUGACCGUUUGGGAUUGAUUGACGAUAUGUUUGCGAUGGUGCAAGCAGGUCAAGCAAGCACAGCUGAGGUGCUGAAGCUUAUCGAUUCCUAUCGUAAUGAAACUAAUUAUACCGUGUGGACCGCUAUUACCAACUCAUUGGCGAACUUGCAUAUACUGAUUUCUCAUACUGACUUAAUGGAAGAUUUUAACCGUUAUGGAGAGAAGUUGUAUCGACCAGUGGCUGAUCGCUUAGGCUGGGACGUGCGGGAAGGCGAAAAUCACUUGGACACUUUAUUGCGAAGUUUGGUUUUGUCGCGUUUGGUAUCAUUCCGUUGCAAGGAUAUCAUUGCCGAAGCACAAAAACGGUUUGCUAAGCACGCCGAUGGAACGAAUCCAAUACCCGCUGACUUACGUUCCACAUGCUACAAAGCGGUGCUGCAGAACGGUGAUGAAAAAAUCUUCAACGAGAUGCUACAACUCUACCGUUCCACAGAUUUGCACGAAGAACAAGAUCGUAUUUCAAGGGCAUUAGGUUGUAUUGGCAACGUAAAUAUCUUACGAAAGGUUAUAGAUUUCGCCAUGUCGGGAGAAGUACGUGCACAGGACUCAGUUUUCGUCAUUGUAGCUGUUGCGGUUAAUCCAAAAGGUCGUGAUAUGGCUUGGGAAUUCUUCAAAGACAAUAAUCAGAAGUUAUUGCAACAGUAUCAGGGUAGUUUCCUGUUGACACGCCUUAUCAAGUAUCUCAUAGAAAAUUUCGCUUCGGAGGAACGAGCUACGGAAGUAGAAAACUAUUUUAAGGAAAAUCAGUUUCCUGGUACAGAGCGUACAGUAUCUCAAGCUGUGGAGACUAUUCGCCUUAACGCCAACUGGUUGAACCGUGAUCUAGAUUCAUUGACUGCUUAUUUGAAAAAUCAGUAAAAGCUCCGCACGUGUAUAUAACUUGUUAACCCUGAACGAAAAACCAGAAAGAUGGAUGGAGAAGAGAGAGUCACAGCUGAAGUAAUAGCAUCAUCAAGCCAAAGGUCAUCACAAUACAGCACUCUAUUCGUUAGGGCAAUUAAUCGAUUAGCAAUUUGAUUGGCAAAGCUGUUUAUCAUACGAAAUUUACAAAUAAUAUAUUAAAUCAAACUGAGAAGUAUGCAGGGACGCUUUCUAUCUAGCUUGGUUCUAGAUCCAACACACAUUUGCAGAUGUUUCUUUUAAAUUUCAAUUGUUUGCAAUGAACAUGGGCAAUAUUAUCAAGCAUUUACUAUAUACGAAGGUAAUUUUUGAAAUAUUCAAUACAUUUACAAAAGCUAUUGAUUGUAAAUGUGAUUAUUUAUGUAAUCUAAUUGAAAACCACCGUUGGUACCCUUUACAUAUAUGUGUAUUAAUUUUUCCACGAUCCUUUGAUAUCUAGUAUAUAUUGAUUUGCCAUUGAACGUAGCGCUUAUAAUUUUAAGUAAUUUGAUUUUGUUAUCCAGUGCACGACUAGAUAAGCUUAGAUCGACAUGUUCAAAUAAAACACAAUUUCAUUAAUAAAAAAUAUUGCAAAGCAAAAAAUUGAAUGAAUUCGCAUUUUAGAAAUAAAUACUGUAAUAUUGAUAACUGUAUUUAUAGCUUGUAUAAUAUAAAUUAAUAAAAUGAUUUAAACGAAA
Zeugodacus cucurbitae (melon fly) is the source of this 4060-nucleotide messenger RNA. It is a transcript of the gene Psa, whose product is annotated as puromycin-sensitive aminopeptidase. The transcript has 8 exons. Gene Ontology annotation, biological process: proteolysis; peptide catabolic process. Gene Ontology annotation, cellular component: cytoplasm. The record is from RefSeq and is a predicted model, not a curated record. Gene Ontology annotation, molecular function: metalloaminopeptidase activity; peptide binding; zinc ion binding. Bases 75 to 3341 code for a protein of 1088 amino acids. NCBI's taxonomy places the organism in Eukaryota, Metazoa, Arthropoda, Insecta, Diptera, Tephritidae.